Messenger RNA from Trematomus bernacchii (emerald rockcod), 1829 nucleotides. RefSeq names its product nuclear factor 7, brain-like. Gene Ontology annotation, molecular function: protein binding; zinc ion binding. The coding region runs from base 146 to 1573 and encodes 475 amino acids. NCBI's taxonomy places the organism in Eukaryota, Metazoa, Chordata, Actinopteri, Perciformes, Nototheniidae. The transcript has a single exon. The record is from RefSeq and is a predicted model, not a curated record.
GAUUUUGACAUUGUUGAACAGAGCUGAGACGCCAUUACAGGGUGUGAGAUCUCUGCUGCGAGACACGUUUGGAGUAUAUUUGGGGAGAAGUGGAGAGACAUUGGAAGUUGGUGAGUCCUGCUAUUGAAAAUAACUUUAAUAUCAAAUGGCUGAGAAAACCGUUCUUGUUGAAAGUUACCUGAGCUGCCAUGUGUGUUCAGAGACUUUCAGAGAUCCCGUGUCUCUGGGCUGCAACCACAGCUUCUGUUCGAGCUGCCUGCAGAAAUUCUGGGAACAAAGUAAGAACAAAAACUGUCCCAUUUGUAAAAGAAAAUCUUCUAAAGAAUUUCCCGGAGUGAACUUUGCAAUGAAGGAGCUGGCUGACUCCUUUGCUGAGAGACAGAAAGCUGGAUCAUCUGAGACAGAAAAAGGAGAGAAGAAGGUGGAGGUGGUGUGUAGUAAACAUCCAGAAGAGCCUAGAUUGUUCUGUAUGGAUGAAGAGAGAGCUCUGUGUCCUGUCUGUGAGUUUUCUCUCCACCAGAGUCACAAGGUGGUUCCUGUAGAACAAGCAGUCAGUGAGCUGAAGGACCUGCUGAAAUCUGACUUAGAGUCUCUGCAGGACAAGAGGGACAAAUACAAAGGAGUGGAGGAAACAUACAAUAAAGUGAUUCAAGUGUCCGAGAAGCAGCUGCUGUCCACAGAGAGGCAGAUCAGAGCAGAGUUCAUCAAGCUCCAUCAGUUCCUGAAAGAGGAAGAGGAGUCCAGACUGGCAGCUCUGAGGGAGGAAGAGGAGCUGAAGGGGAAGACUAUCAGCAGAGAGAUGAAGAGCAUUCAGGAGCACAUCUCCUCUCUGUCACACAGUAUCUCUGCUGUUGAAGAAGAGCUGCAGAAACACAACGGGCCCUUCCUCAGCAGUUACAAAGCCACUCAGAGCAGAGCCAGAGUCCAGAGCUCACUGUCAGACCCACAGCUGCUCUCAGGAGCGCUGACAGAUGUGGCCAAACACCUGGGCAACCUGUCCUUCAGAGUCUGGGAGAAGAUGAAGGACCAGGUCCACUUCAGUCCUGUCAUUCUGAACCCAAACACUGCACGCAGCUGGCUCUCUCUGUCUGAUGAUCUGACCAGUGUGAGACAAGGAGACAAAGAUCAGCAGCUUCCUGAUAAUCCAGAGAGAUUCACUAAGUAUGCUCAUGUUCUGGGCUCUGAGGGCUUCAGCUCAGGGAAACACAGCUGGGAGGUGGAGGUGGGAGAUCAUCCUGCCUGGAGUAUAGGUUUGGCUAAAGAGUCAGUUGACAGGAAGGGAGAGAUACGUGGCUCACCAAAAUAUGGAAUCUGGUCUUUAAGACAUCGCAGUGGAAAAUACACUAAUGGUGCUGGUAAGACUGUCAGAGUGGAGAAGAAUCUCCAGAGGAUCAGAGUCCAGCUGGACUAUGAGAGGGGGGAGGUGUCCUUCUACGACCCUAAAGACAUGACUCCCAUCUGCACUCUCAGAGACACUUUCACUGAGAAACUCUUCCCAUAUUUCAGUAUUUUAAAAGCUGGUGAUGCUAAAACUGCUGAUAUCAAAAUCUGUCAAAGUGAGAUUUCUCUGUGAUGUUCAGGAGUGUUGGUUCAGACUUUAUUCUGACUUCGUCUGUCUAGAUCCUUUUGAAAUAAUCAAGGUAAAAAACAACAGAUGAUAAUCAGAAUUUAAUUUGAGUCUGUAAGAUUUUAAAUGUUAAGAAGAUUUGAUCAGGUUUUAUUUACAGAGUUUUACACGUUUUACUCAAAGUCUCAGUGCAACAAAACUAAUCAUUUGUUUAUUUUUUAUAGUUUAUCAUUUUGUUAUACUUUAUUAUCAUGUUUUUAUA